AACCGAACAACAGAUCGAACAACAGAUCGAGUGAGAUCGAGGAGUGAGCUAGAGUACUAGCAACGGGCAGCAAUAUAAUGGCGCCGAAGAGCCUUGUCCUCGCCGCGCUCCUCACCGUCGUCGUCGCCGCCGGCCAGGUGACCCGCUGUGCCGGGUUGGGGGCGAGCCCCAACGCCAGUGUCGUCAUCUCCGGCGCGGUGCCAUGCUCCACAGGGAACAACAUCAAUGUGGCCACGGCGCCGGCGUUCCCUAACGCAACCGUGCAGUUUAUGUGCUACGGCAAGGCGAUGGCCGGCGCCACAGCGGACUCGAGCGGGAACUUCGUCAUCACCAUUCCCGGUGCCAGCAGGGAUCAGCUCACCGCUAUAAUGAGCAACCAGUGCAACCUGGUCGUGACCACCCCACUGGCCGCCUGCGACGCGUCCCUGGCCGGCGCCUCCGGGAAGCUGGUGUCGCCGAUGAAGUUCCUGGGCAUCACCACCGGCAGCGGCGGCGGCGGCGGCGACCUCGGCCUCGGCGGGAUCAUCAGCGUCAUCAUCCAGAUCCUCACUGGCAUCCUUAGCGGCAUCCUCAACCUCGCCCCCCAGGCCUUCUCAUUAAUCCCCUAGACCCCUUCAUGCAUGGCUCCAAUAUCAGCUGGAGCUACUGGUCUGGCCGUGGCCCUGUUGAUCUAUCAUCGACGCUAUAAAUAACUAAGCAUAAAUUAAAUCAAUGCGUGUAGCAGGCAUGAUAUGUUCAGUUGGCCUGCUUUACUUUAGUUUGUGUUGCCAAAUCAUCACGUGUGUUACUAUAUAAAUCACCUACUCGUACCAAUCAGCAUGCUUCUAAGAAGCACUUAUAUGUAUAUUGUGUAACUUUUAUUUGUUGCCUCGUCUCUUGAUUGUGAAAAAUCAAAGUUAUGUUUGUAAUAAUUAUACCACUAAACACAAUUAAUUGCAAUGUGGUUGUGCAUA
Setaria italica (foxtail millet) is the source of this 953-nucleotide messenger RNA. Its product is annotated as phylloplanin. The transcript has 2 exons. The record is from RefSeq and is a predicted model, not a curated record. The coding region runs from base 78 to 608 and encodes 176 amino acids. Lineage: Eukaryota; Viridiplantae; Streptophyta; Magnoliopsida; Poales; Poaceae.